Molecule: messenger RNA, 1632 nt
Organism: Penicillium subrubescens
Lineage: Eukaryota; Fungi; Ascomycota; Eurotiomycetes; Eurotiales; Aspergillaceae
Product: ankyrin repeat domain-containing protein
Exons: 4
Coding region: 1-1632 (543 amino acids)
Molecular function (GO): protein binding
Source: RefSeq, a predicted model, not a curated record
AUGACAGCCGCAGAGGGUGGGAGGUUUGAUGCUGUCGUCUCAGAUCUCGCAAUCCGAAAGCUGGACUUGAAACAUCUCGUUGAGACAGCUCCGCAAAUCAACCGAGAUACAAUAAUUUGGUUGCUAUACCAAAAAGUGCGAUUAGAAGGAGAUGGAGACGUGACGCGUGUGCGAAAUUCCCAUUAUGUCCAUGCACAAGCGACCUUCCGGAAUGAUGAUCUCAUGGUCCGAGCCCUUUUGAAUGGGGAUCACCAUCUCGAGUUGCGGGCUGCUUGUGCCCUUGCGGUAUCAUACCAGGGAGCAAUUGCCAUAUGUGAAAGGCUGGCAAACCCAUGUCAAAAACCACUUCAAUGCCGACUUCUUCGCAGCAAUUUAGCCGUGGCGGCUUAUCGGGGCCAGGGAAGCAUCAUUAGGUCGCUGGUGGCACAAGGCAGCCGUGUCGAUUCCUGGGAUGAUUUUCUUGGACCCCCAUUGUAUGCUGCAGCCAUCUUCCCGGGAAGGGUGACUAUCGUAGCCUUUUUGCUCAAAUCUAAAGCCAACCCGAACGUCGGCGGAAGUCUAGGAACCCCAUUACUGGUGGCCAUGUGGAACAGAGAUGAGUCAGUGGUACAGUUGUUACUACAGAAUAGCGAGGUGGAUCCAAAUCAACCUGAUCGCCAGGGCUUCACAGCUCUUUGGUGGGCUUGCUUUUCUGGAAAAUCUGACAUUGUGCGACUCCUCCUUGAUCAUAAAAAGACAGACCCAAAUUUGAAAUGUGGCGGGCAGACCCCCCUUGCUGCCGCUGCCGGGCGAGGCCACGAAAUGAUAGUGGGGUGGCUCCUGGAACGAGAGGACGUGUUUAUUGACUUGAAAAACGGAACUCAUUGCCCGCUAUGGUGCGUGGCCUUCGCAGGACAACCGCACGUUCUGCAACUGCUUCUAGACAAGUUAGAAGUUAGUGCGGACGACUACGGACUUCACUCCAAGACACUACUAUGCGAUGUCAAUCCUAACUAUCAUGAUGGCAAGGGUGAUAACCCCUUGUGGGAAGCCGCUAAAAACGGACACGCCGACGUGGCGGCUGUUUUUGAGGGACAUGAGGAUGUCGUGGAUGUAUUACUCGGUUGUGACGCUUUGAAUCCGAAUUUGAAAGGGGGUUGGAGCGAAUCUCCUCUUAUCGUUGCCUCAACGAACGGUCUGACACGCAUUGUGGCGAUGCUGCUUCAGAGAACGGAAAUCAACAUCAAUUUAGUGGAUUGUAAUCAUCGCACGGCUUUAUCAUUUGCCUCCGAGAAGGAUCAUGAAGCAAUUGUUCAUUUGCUUCUAAACCGGAGCGAUGUGGACGUGGGCAAAGUUGACCAGUGGGGUCGCACUCCCCUGUCAUGGGCAGGGGAGAAAGGUCAUGUGGAAAUCGUGCGGCUCCUGCUCCAACACCAGCCGACGCUGAUGAACAUGCAGGAUGCAGAUGGCAAUACGUGUCUGAUUGAAGCCGUACGGGGUGGUCAUCUUGCUGUCGUUGAAUUGCUUUUAGAUUUCAACGCGGAUAUCUGUCUGAAAGAUUGGAAAAACCGCACAGCGCUUUGUUGGGCUCGGCAACGGCGGCAUCAAAUUAUUGAAGCCAUUCUGGCGAGGCGACGCGAAGAGCACCUCUAG